CAGCAGAAAGACAGUUAUUUCCUGUAAGGAGCUUUCUGAGUUGUGAUCUGAAAUUCAAUGCUUUUUUUUCCUGGAGACAUGCAGUUGGAAUUAGAGGAGGGCAUACAACUUAACUGUAGGCUCAGGAAAGGCAACACUUGAGCUAAGUUUGUUUUAGAGCCUAGGUUAAAAAUUAUUUGGGAAAGGUACGGAAGGAGAGAGAGGGUACUCAAGGAGAGUAAAGAUGUAUAAAGGGACAGAGUUGUGAAAGAAAGAUUUGUAGUUUAGAAACUAGGAGUAGUUUGUGAGGCUAGGAGAGAGAUGUUAUAAAAUAAUGCUAAAAGAGCCUGUGGAAGGUGGCAGCAUUGGUAGCAGCAACACCACCUAAGCACAGAGGCUGGGGCCUGGCAUGGUGGCGCAUUCUGCACUGUGAGAACACAGCAGCCACUGGGUUGCCAUGAGUUGGAGACCCUGAAAUGGGCGCCAGUGGCUCCAAAGCUCGGGGCCUUUGGCCCUUUGCCUUGGCGGCAGGGUGUAGUAUCCUGGAGACUGCGGGCAAUGAGCAAGCCUUGGUGAGGCUGAGAGGUGCCGCCCUUCGUAUUCACGCACUGCGGCUCUAUGUCGAGGAUGGGGAUCUGGCUCAUGGGUUCUAUGAGGAGACAAUCGUCACCAAGAAUGCCAAGCUGAGGUGGGUGUAUAAGAAUAUGAUUCCUCAGGGCAUUGUGAAGCUGAAUCUCCCCCCAUCCCUGCCCCGCAUCCACAUGGAUUUCCCUGUGAUCCUCUAUGAAGUGUGAGCCUGGUGGGUGACAGAAAUAAGCACCCCUCAAACCCAGUAGAAACUUCCAUUCUCAAGGUGUGGCUUCCAUUAAGAAGCUCAGCCUGGGGCCACAACCCUGAAUAAACUCUGUUGGCCCAGAACCUUCAGCUGUGAACAGGGCAGUCCUCAAAUAAAUUGGGUUUUGGUUUGUGUGUGGACAAGAAAUGGUGGCUGGCAAAGGCUAAUGGCAGAGUUAUCAGCACAGCUUUCCCAGCUCCCACCAGAAGGAGCAUGGCAGGGCAUAUGCCAGUCAGCAGUGUGUGGUUACUGGUUCCUUGCCUGGCCUGCUUUCUUCUAAGCUUGCCUAAGGCCCAGCCCUACUAGAAGCUAUAGCACUUUACAUGCAAAGUCUGCCUUCUUCCAGCCCCUGGGCUUUGGGAGCUCUACACAAGUGGGAACUUCCUUUCCCUCACUUCUUUUACCCCCUAGUCAGAGCAUUUCAGUUAUUUGCUACCUUGAUUCUUCUUGUAUUGGACAGAGGCUGGGGACAGCACCAGACUGAUUCUUCCCCACUUCCCUGCCAUUUGUUCCCGCUUUCAGAUGUACAGUUUGCUGGCUGUUAGCAGCAUGAGGACUGGUAUGGGUAGCUUCUACCUUUCCCAGGGCUUGGCUAAUUGCU
Molecule: messenger RNA, 1415 nt
Organism: Fukomys damarensis (Damara mole-rat)
Lineage: Eukaryota; Metazoa; Chordata; Mammalia; Rodentia; Bathyergidae
Product: tumor suppressor candidate 2-like
Exons: 1
Coding region: 456-773 (105 amino acids)
Biological process (GO): regulation of mitochondrial membrane potential; inflammatory response
Cellular component (GO): mitochondrion
Source: RefSeq, a predicted model, not a curated record